UUAUUUAUCAAGCAGGCAAUUUUUUACGUUAUCACCAAGACAAAGCAAUUAAGUUUGCAUAUAUUUGUAGUGUUGUUGAAGUUAAUAAGAGGCAAUUACUCAGAGCUGAUCUGCUUGUUCUAUAUAGUGGGCUUUCUAGACACUUGUAUAGUAUAAAUAGAAAAGCACAUGAAAUGAAUAUGGAAGAACUUUGGCUUGUUGAAGGACAAGAGUGUUUGAUUAUACCUAAAAAUAUUACUCAAAUUAAUGUUUGGUUAAAGGAUUUUGAUAAACCAGUAAAAUAUGAAUAUUUUGUAACUGAAAUAUUAUAUAGUUUUAAUAGUUGGUGGCAUAUUUGUAACCUUACUAAAAGGCACAGAGCUCCUUAUGAAUAUAUACCUAUUUUACUAUUACUACCACGACCAAUGCCUAUUAAAAAGAUUUUUCUUGAUAUCUACUUUAAUGAUUUUGGAACAUUUCGUAAUUCAUAUCAUUCAUUAGAAGGGCAACAAACAAACUCUGCUCGUCGACAACUAUCUAGUCAAUAUAGACUUAGUGCAAAGCCAGUUCUUGAUACUCUUUAUUGGGACAGAUAUUUACAAUUACCACAAGAUGCUUAUCAUGCACUUGCUGAUAAAGCUACAUAUCUUCUAAAUAUAACUCUUAGAUAUUUAAAUACUAAUAGAGAAGUAGCUUGGCUUAAGUAUACUUUACAUCUAGCAAUAUUAAUGCCAUUUAUUCUACGUUACUUUUUAUCACCUUCAUAUUUAAAGGCUGAAAUAAUUAAACAUUUAAAAAAUGUAUAUAAACUUACUCGUAAUAAUCAUGCUAUUAUUAAACUAAUAGAACUUUGGGUAGUUGAAGCAAAACUACUUAAGUUGGCUUUCUCAACAACAAUGACAAAUGACACUUAUAAGGAGCUUCGCAGUUUGUUUGAAAAAGAACGAAUUGGUUUUUUGAAGAUUUUUCUAAACAUAUUUGAAAACUUACCUAAUGUUCAUAUAAAUAUCCAUUUGCUACAACAUGCUCGUACAUUUGCAACUCUUGUGAACACAUCUGUUGAAGUCAAAGAAAUG
This is a messenger RNA of Racocetra persica, 1055 nucleotides long. NCBI's taxonomy places the organism in Eukaryota, Fungi, Glomeromycota, Glomeromycetes, Diversisporales, Gigasporaceae. The record is from the annotation of a GenBank genome assembly.